Messenger RNA from Ostrinia nubilalis (European corn borer), 3074 nucleotides. RefSeq names its product beta-galactoside alpha-2,6-sialyltransferase 2 (gene SiaT). The transcript is spliced from 5 exons. Bases 191 to 1582 code for a protein of 463 amino acids. Gene Ontology annotation, molecular function: beta-galactoside alpha-2,6-sialyltransferase activity. Gene Ontology annotation, cellular component: Golgi apparatus. Lineage: Eukaryota; Metazoa; Arthropoda; Insecta; Lepidoptera; Crambidae. The record is from RefSeq and is a predicted model, not a curated record. Gene Ontology annotation, biological process: sialylation.
ACGAUUCGUCUCAAUGGAGCCUUCCGUUGUUUAUACUGGUUGUGAAUUUUAUAUUCCCUUAGCCUCAAUAAAACAGUGUUCCUCUUAAACGUUUCACAUAACUUACAAUAAAUACGUGAGAUAAGUACUGACGCUCAAAACUCAAAAGCUUUGUUCCGAAGUGGCUUUAACACUUUACAUAAAUAACAACAUGAAAGCUGCCGCGAUGUCUGUGUGGGUCUUCAUCAAUCUCCUAUGUUUUGGUAUGUGCGGAUAUCUCUAUCUAAUCUGGUCUCAAUAUUGGAUGUAUAUUGAGCGACAGAGGCUUUUUAACAAGUCGCCACCAAACACCGUACAGCGGACGGGAACAGCGUUAACAGGCCAGGAUGUUUACAUGGGAAAAGACAAUUCAAAUACACCGUCGAAUUAUACCCAACUUAAUUCUAUUCGCAAAAAUAGGAGAUCCGCAAUCGGAUCGUACUGGAGCGGUGCAGGACAGACACAGGCGAAACCUUCUGGCUCGCCUGAUCGACCGUCCAAUAAUAUAGUGAGGAAAAGUCAAGGAAGCCCGAGAUUCCCGAACAUACACAAACCUAUACUGGAGUUCGACAGCGAUAGAUAUAUGUGCGAUGACUACCUCAGCGAGACUUGUGAGAGUCAAACAGCGGAACUUAGACAGCUGCUGCUGAAAGAGUUCCAUCGAGUUUUGAUGGCUGAAAGUAAAGUUUUCCGGUCGGGCUUAGAUUCGCAGAAUCAUUAUGACGUGAAAUACGAAAAUGCGAAUCGAAAAGAGCUUUCCAAAGAGGAAGUUCUAUGUGCCCUGAAGCGAGUUGCUGUCCAGACUGUGACUUCUAAUGAUGAGCCGUUUGCGAGACUUGGGUUUCACAUAGCUGAUAAUGCUCUACAAGAAAAUAGAGCCUUCAACACGUGCGCGGUAGUCACCAAUGCUGGAGCGUUACUGGGCUCACGUUUAGGAGAAUUCAUAGAUUCCCACGACAUGGUGCUGCGGUUUAACAAUGCACCGACGGUCAACUAUACUGAUGACGUUGGAUCGAAAACCACAUUUCGCGUGCUCAAUUCACAGGUAGUAACCAAGCCGGAAUUUAAAUUCCUUGAAGACCCUUUGUACAGAGGAAUUUCCAUAUUAAUCUGGGACCCAGCGAACUACUCGUCGACAUUGGAAGACUGGUACUAUCACCCUGACUUCCCAUUGUUUCCUGUCUAUAAGAGAUUACUGGAUACGAGACCGGAGGCCGAUGUUCAUCUGUUGAAACCACAAGUCCUUUGGGAUCUCUGGGCUGUGCUGCAGGAUUCAUCGCCUUAUAGACUUAGAAGGAAUCCUCCAUCGUCAGGUUUCAUAGGGCUUUGGUUCGCACUACAGAGGUGCAACCGAGUAAGGGCAUUUGAGUACGUGCCCUCUGCGCGUGCGACGCGUCGCUGCCACUACUACUCGACGCACGACGAUUCUGCGUGCACGCUGGGGGCAUGGCAUCCACUGGCCCAAGAGAAAGCACUGGCCGAACGGGUCAGAGACAACUCCGACCUCAACGUCUUUCAGAGAGGGUUCAUUGAUAUACCUGGGUUGAGGCAUGCAGUUUGCUAGGUUAAUGAAUUUUUUUGUGACUUUUAACUCAUCCUGACUUACUAGUAAGGAUCAACGUUGUCAUUAAGAUAUUGUGUGAGAGCCACAUGGCUCUAGGUUUCCUUGUAUGGCCCAUAUUCUAGCUAGACCUUAUGAAUACCCGAUGUAGAGACCUAGAAUGAGACUUAAAAAUAGAGCUCAAUAUUAAGCACAAUUUUUGUGUAAUCAAGGUUAAGAAGACUACUUCUUAGUUAUUUAUAGCUCAUUUGUUUGAGUGUACUCGUAUAAUCAAUGACAUACCAUAACAUCUUAGCGUAUAAUACGUCUCAGUCUCCUGGUGGCAUAUUAUACGUAUAAAUGAUCUCUUGCUGCCAAAUAACAUCUAUAUAUAUGUUACGGUUAAUGUGAUAAAUUGAAAAUUAUUAAUAAUAACCGGUUAUUAUGAAUAAUUACCGACAGUCGCGGUAAAAGUGAUAAAUUAAUCACAUUUAACAGUGAUUAUUUAAUAAUUCAACCUUAGUACUAACAAAUUUCUUAAAAGAGAACAACAUCUUGUGUACGUGCUCGUGUACAGCCAAACUUUUGAACGUUUUGAUAUCAUAUAUUAAUAUAAUUUGGCAUAAUGAGUUUGGAAUGUUUCUUGCAUAAUAUUACUUUUCAAUGAUGCCUAUAACAUAAUGUUUUGAUUUAAAGUGAAAAAUAGGUUAAGGUGCGGCGGGGGUGGCCCUUGGGCCACCCCUAAGCCGCCUAUUUAGUUUUAUACACACAUAAAUGACCUCAUAUUAAUCACAUUAACCAAAUCAUGCGGUAAUUAUUCAUAAUAACCGGCGAUUAUUCAUAAUUUUCACAUUUAUCACUUUGACCGUAACAUAUAUAAAAAUGAAACCCGUUUUCCGUUGUCACGACAUAACAUGAAAACGGCUUGACCGAUUUGGCUGAUUUUUUUUUUGUAGUUUUCUAAUACUCUGUACAAGGUUUUUACGGAAAAAAAUAUAAAGAAAAUCUCUACGCUAAGGCGGUACGAAGUUCGCCGGGUCAGCUAGUUUUUAUAUAGGUAAGCUAUUGAAUUUGUUUAAACAGGCAAGUUACUAUUUCAAGGGAUUUAGUACUUUCAGGCGUAAUUCAAUACAGUAUAUUGGAAUUGAGAUUUUUAUGUUAAUGUGAAUGUAAGACCUCUUUAUUGAUAUUUACUCGUCUGUACUUAUUUUGCUUAGUAGCGUUUUAAUGUUUGUCAUAAGUGAUUGGUUAUUUUAUAUAAGUAAUGGUUAGGAAUAAAACUUACCUGGCAAGUCUAUGUUAAAAUACAAAGUGUUAUACAUAUAAAACAAUAACAUAUUUACCUUAUACGUCUCUCGAAACUUUACCACUGUAAAGAAAUACCAUUAAACAUACGAUAGGUAUAUUGUAAAUAGUAUAAAACUAAUAUGUAGCCAAAGAAAAUUAUAUAUUUUCUCUUGCCUUAGCUCUCUAUACAUUAAAAUACGCCAAUAUUAAUAUACACAAGGCUUGCAAC